UAGGCUAAACCGAACAACUUGGCAAGUCAAUUGUGAGUAGUGGAAAGGAUCCGAACACGUCAGAGUGAUUUAUGGUCUCUACCAUAUCCACUUUGUGGUUUUCGUCAUUUGAAGUGUCCGCCCCACUCAUCCCCCUCCGGCGGCCACACACUGAUUGCAGAUACACCACCACCACCGCUACCUCCUCCCCGACUCUACUAAGAAACUAAGAAUACGCACAAAAACACCCACGCAAAGCAAAUCCAGAGUUCCGUUUCCCUGACAUUCCCAGGAGUAAUCUUCAUAAGUUGCGGAUGAAAAAUUGAGGACUAAAAACAGCUGUAAAUUGCAUGAGCUCCAUGAGGUGGCUGCAUGAGUUUUCAUCUGGAAGCAGCAGAAUCAGGAGAAAUAGUUGUGCCGGUAAUCGGGGAAAAGUUGGGGAAGGUUUGGAGUAAUAGUGUAGCACAAGAGGAGGACGGCCAUGGGUGUUGUUGUCAUUGCUCAUGGUCAGCCUUUCGCCGUUCUCCGCAGACUCCAAGCUCAUCCUACGUCGUCUUCUUGUCUUAGACUGCGUCCUUCUCACCUCUCUUCUGCACCACGAUGGUUGAAUCCCCAUUUUGCCUCUCCCAGGCUUGGCGCGUUUAAUUUAAGGUGUUCGUUGACUAACACUGAUGUCUUGAAUCCUGUUGCAACCGAGGAAGUCUAUAAUGAUGCCACAUCUCUUGAUUCAAAUUGUUCGAUUCCAGUUGUUCAUCUCAAAUCUGAUACUCUGGAGACAGAAGGACUGAACUUACUUGUUGGGGGCACCUAUGUGGACACCAUUUUGACAGCAUUGCCUGUCUUAUCAGUGGAGGAGCAGAAUGCGAUUGCUGCAACUCCUGCUCAUCCAGCUGGACUCUAUGCUUUAUAUGCUAGCUGCUUGGCUGGGAAUCUGGUUGAACAGCUCUGGAAUUUUGCUUGGCCAGCUGCCAUUACAAUGAUCCAUCCAAGUCUUCUUCCUGUGGCUGUCAUGGGCUUCUUUGCAAAGCUUGCAGUAAUUGUUGGUGGCCCUCCGGUAGGGAAACUUAUGGAUCAUUUUCCUAGAGUACCCGCAUAUAAUAGUUUGACUGUUGUCCAGGCAGCUGCUCAGUUAUUAUCUGUUGGAAUGAUAAUUCAUGCACAUACUGUCCUCUCUGCACCUGGGUCUCCUGUUCUUGUCCAACCUUGGUUUGUUGUACUUGUGAUAGCUUUGGCUGUUGAAAGGCUCUCUGGACUGGCUCUGGGGGUUGCGAUGGAGCGUGACUGGGUUGUUUUGUUGGCAGGAACAAAUAGACCAAUUGCUCUUGCUCAAGCAAAUGCAAUACUGAGUAGAAUUGAUCUCUUAUGCGAGAUUGCAGGAGCAUCAUUAUUUGGCAUUUUCUUAUCCAAACAUGAACCAGUAACAUGCUUAAAGCUGGCAGCUAGUUUGAUGAUAUGGUCGCUACCUGUUGUGGUUGUUCUUACAUGGUUAACUAACAAGCUUUCUGCUGGAGUCCUGGACCGAGCCAAAUGUCCACAAAUUUGUGAGAGUUCCUCUGCAGUAUGUAUGCCAGAUACCAAAAACAUAUUGGCUACAAGUAUAGAAGCUAUCAAGCAUGGGUGGUUUGAAUAUAUUCAGCAGCCUGUUCUUCCAGCAAGUCUUGCUUAUGUGUUGCUCUACUUCAAUGUUGUUCUUGCUCCUGGAGGUUUGAUGACUGCUUUCUUAACACAACAUGGUCUAAAUCCUACAAUUAUUGGAGGGUUCAGUGGUCUAUGUGCAUUCAUGGGGGUUGCAGCAACAUUUGUGUCUGCAAAGAUGGUUGAGCGACUUGGCAUUCUGAGGGCUGGAGCAGCCGGCCUCGUCUUUCAGGCAACACUUCUUACCAUCGCAGUUGCUGUGUAUUGGAGUGGUUCGCUUUCUCAGAAAAUUCCAGUUGUAUUCUUCUUGUGUUUAAUUGUAUUAUCUAGAUUGGGACACAUGUCAUAUGAUGUCGUAGGGUCACAGAUUUUACAAACCGGGAUCCCUGCAUCUAAAGUUAAUCUUAUCGGGACAACAGAGAUUGCGGUUGCUAGUUUGGCAGAGUCAGUGAUGUUAGGGGUUGCAAUAAUUGCUAAUGAUGUUUCGCAUUUCGGUCUUUUAGCAAUCUUGUCACUUCUAUCAGUGGUUGGGGCAGCUUGGUUAUACUGUAGAUGGUUGAAGAAUCCUACUGAUAUGCAAAGGAGUCUCUUCUCUUUUGAGCCAGAGUUCUAAACAAUCAGCGCUGCAGCUACAAAGGUCUGAAGCAGCAAAUUGAUUGAAACCAGAUCUCAAACUUCAGAGACUGCUACUUGGCACUCGCAAGAAGGCCAAGGUAUAUGUCUCCUACCGCUUUGAUGCAUACUCUAGGAAAACUGAAAUAGCACUCAAUAGAGAUGAAUCUCAUGCUGUACAUGUACAAUUCCUCACAUGGAAGCUUUCAAGCAUUUUAACGCUUGCAAUUCUCAUUUUGCCCACAUUUAGUCAUUCAAAAUGGUCUUUUCCCUUAUACGAGCGAGCUGUAAAUACAAAUCCUGAUAACGAAUCCAAUUGCUUCUCAGUUUACAUAUUCUUUCUCAAUAUUGUACUCUAGCUUGUUAGUAACAAUAGAGACGGUUGCACUUGAAGGGGCCGCAUUUGGUAGUAA
Sesamum indicum (sesame) is the source of this 2639-nucleotide messenger RNA. RefSeq names its product solute carrier family 40 member 3, chloroplastic. Gene Ontology annotation, molecular function: iron ion transmembrane transporter activity. The record is from RefSeq and is a predicted model, not a curated record. Gene Ontology annotation, cellular component: membrane. NCBI's taxonomy places the organism in Eukaryota, Viridiplantae, Streptophyta, Magnoliopsida, Lamiales, Pedaliaceae. Gene Ontology annotation, biological process: iron ion transmembrane transport.